AUGUCAAUAAGAAGAAAACCAAGCAAGUACGGUGUGUCAUCUUCUCACGCGGAUGAAGACGCUCUACCAACAGCAAAUCAGACCAGUUUCUUCCAAAAGGGACGCGAAUUCGAAAGUCGCUAUGUAAAUCACCAUUACACAGAAGAGGAAAAGGAGAAGCUUGCUACAUUUGAAAGUGUAGACUAUCUACCUCCUCACAGUGCUGUCUACAAGGUCAGUGAGCGACUCUGAAAGAAGUAAAUAGCGAACGCCACAAUUAAACGCGGUCAAGGGUAGGGUGAGGGUGUGUACAUCGUAGGUUGCUUCCGGGAAGGUCAAGGCAAAGCUCUUGCACGUUUCUCGAUCUCAAAGUUAGCACUCCAACAAGAAAUUUGCUAAGAGAGUGAUUUACCGUUUUAGGUGGACAUAAGUUACGGAAAUGAGGUGCUUGACUUACUUAAAUCUAGGGUGUCGAAUUCAAAAUCUUUUCCUUGUAGGUGCAUGUUAUGGCUCAACUCAAGAUCUGAUUGUUAAUUCUCCCUUAAGCUUCUACACAUUUCUUUUUAAGGAAGGUACAAGAAUUUGGUGUUAGAUCAAGAAGAAAACUUCUACCUGACAAAUUUUGAUUAUUCUCAUUACCUGUUUGCUGGAUAACAUAUAGAUAUUGUAGGAAGAAGUUGCAUGUUAAUCACUUCUGGAGGUUGAAGGGGUUAAGCUUGACGUGUGUAAUAACACUUGAACCUAACGUUUACCUGCUUUUAGGGUCAUACACUCCAUAACUCAGUUUGCUUAUGUAUCUCACUUAAUGAACAUUGUUUUGAAUGGGUCCAUGGUUUAAAAGGCCUCAUUGGCUUGUGCACUUCCCUCACAAACUCUUUGUAAGUGUCUCCCUCCCUCACCCCCACUCCACUGAGGUUGUACCUUAAGACUAGACCCAAAUAUCAUUCCUUUUUUAAUUUUUUGUCACAAAUGCCAAAUGUAAGUUCAUGUGUCAUGAUGGGAUGUGUGAAAAUAUUUACACACCCAUGACCUGUUAAUUUUUAUAUGGCCAUCUCUUUAGAAUGUUUCACAUCCAACAGCUCAAUUAACUCAUAAUUUUGGAAAAUAAGGAAAAAAAUUCCACAUACACUGUCUUUCAAGCAAAAUUUAAAUUUAUGAACACCUUUACUUUCUCUAUUUUGUAAAAUAAAUGUGGCCAAGACUUAAAUUUUAUUUUAACAAAAAUCGCAUUUGAUUUAUGAAAUUAGAAAUCAUUUGAUAGUAAACCACUCACAAGGAAAAACACAAGGAAGACCAAGUGACCUACUCUAAUGAGGGGAACAGGAGAUGGGAAAUAAAAAAAAAAGAUUUGAAGGGAUGGUCAUGUUUUAUUUUAUUUAUGAACCUUGUUCCUGGGUCUCUAUUCUUAAUCCCUUCCUUUGAAGCAAGAUAAAGGAAGGGAGGAAGAGAGAGCCUGGGAAUGAGGUUGUUUGUUAAUUUGAAUGAUUUAUUUGUUAAUUCUAGAACUGGCUAAAGCAGCAGCCAUCACGUCUUGAUUGGGACCGGUGGGUGAUGAUGGGAAUGAUUGGAUUCUCAGUUGGAUUUAUUGGAUUUCUUAUGCAUCAACUUAUUGAUGUCAUAUCAGAGUAUGUCUUGCUGAUGUUGUAUUACAAAUAUUAUACAGUCAUGUUUUUUAUCAAAAAAAAAAAUCUUAUUUAUCCUUGUUGAGUGCAAUAUAACUUGAUGAACACAAAUGUUCAAUUUGAUGUUUGAUGUAUAUCUUGGCAUAUACAAUUCUUAGAUUGUGUGCACAGCUUUUGAGUGCAUAGAUUGCAAAUGCAGGUAAACUGUUGUAGCUGUGUGUGUCGCUGAUGAUGAAUCAAACUUAACAUGCCCUUCACUGCCUGCAUGAAGUACCAAGUACAUCAUGCAAUUUGCAGUUUGUGCUUACAUGAGAUACUAUGUUUGUCCAAAGUUAGAGAGUUACAGUCAAAUCUCUGGCACUGAAGAUGUAAAAUAAACUGGCAUCUAAAACUCAAAUCAAGUUAAAAUUGUGAGAAAUAAUCAGUCAAUUUCUGUUUGCAUAGGACUUUUCAGUGGGGUUGGCAGUUAAGGGGUUCAUUAUACAGCUCUUUCAUAAAUGAUAGGAUUCAACACUAAUUAUUAUUUUAUUGACAUGCAAAUUAUAACUUAAGCUGCUUUCCAUCCUUAUUUGUUGGUAACAUUUUACAUUAUUUAGAAAUGUUGGCCAGAAAGCCUUUUAAGACUUAUUUAAUCCAAGGAUAGGCAUGGGAUUUUCAGAAGAGGUCUUCUUAAAAUUUGCUAAAUUAUUAUUAUUAUAAUAAUUUAUUAAUUUGAAAGCUUAAAUGUACACAUUGGCUGUCUGUUUUUUUGUUUUUUGAUUUUUGUUAAAGCAAGUCUUUGCACUCUUUAUCUAUUGAACAAUGUAAUAACUGGCAAUGGCUUCUGGGAGAACAUGGAAAAGGUUUACCAUACAAUAACUGCCUUUCCUUUUGCUGUUUUUAAUUAUGGUAGAGAUAAUUAUUUUGAUAUUAAGCAUGUUGGUCUAUCACUGGUAAAGUCACAAGGUAAAGGUUUGCAAGUGACCUGCAAUGAAAGCUUCAGAGCUAUGACCUGUAAUAGUAAGAAUCUCAUUACUGAUAUAAGAAUUGUUGAAUAGUGUAAAAUACAUAUAGUUUGCACAGUAUGUAUGUAUUUGGUAUUUUUCUUCCAUUUUCAAUAGAGUGAAAUGGGACAAAGCCUCUGAGUUUAUAAAGGUAUGUGAGUAAAAGUUACUGUGGUUAUGUUUCCUGUUUCCUUUCAUUUAAUGUUCACUCGAAAGAAAACUCAAAAUUGUUAACUAAAGGCAACGUAUUUAAAAAACAAACCACAUUAUUUGAUUUAACAUAAUACCAAAAACAUUGAAAAACCCUAGAAAUAUUACUCAUUAAUUAGUGAUUCCUUUCCUUUCUGUGAAAAUUACUUGUAAACAAAUCAGUUCUUUCUCUAUAGGAUCAUGAGUUUGGCUUAGCUUGGAUAUGGGUCAUUGGUUAUAGUGUACUUUUUGUCGUAGCAAGUUCUGUUCCAGUUGUGGUGGGUAUACAACUUAAAAAUUAAUUUUUCUCUUUGACUCUUUUAUUCCCAAGAUAUAGAUAUCAAUUCUCUACAGUACUGUCUGCUGUACUUUUUCCAUAAUUUUAGCUUUGAAAAUUUCAUCACCUUUCUGCUUAAGUCUGUUUUCAUUUUUGGAGAAGAAAUUCCUUUUUGGUUCUUUAUGGGAGUGAUAUGGGGAUUCCUAAUGAAAUAAAAUGAGAAAAUAAAGUCAGCAAAGAUUUGUCUUCUUCUAAACAAUAAAACUUGUUUGAUUUUUGGUUCUAACAGUAUUAUCGUCCUUCUGCUGGAGGUUCUGGCAUUCCGGAACUGAUUGGUUUCCUAAAUGGCACAGUAGUGCGACACAUCUUUAACCUCAAGACCAUGGUUGUCAAGUUUUUCUCCUGUGUUUGUGCAGUUGGUGCAGGACUUCCUAUUGGUCCAGAAGGUCCAAUGAUCCACCUUGGGUAUGGUUUUCAUUAGAUGUUUGUCUAUGUCUCAAUAUGUAUCAGAAUAAGUAGUAACUGAAAUUAUUGAAAAAAGUCUUGGGACACUUGAAAGUAAUGUUGUAAGUUUUGUAAAUUGUAUUAUAUUUUCUUUCUUACAGCAAUCAGCUUAAAAGAUUCAUAUUUUUUACAUCCACUUGGCAAUAUUAAAUUAUCUAUUAGUUAAUAAUAUAGGGUUCCUAGGUCAUAAAGUGGUUGCCCAAAACAAAAAAGGAAAAAAUUAUAGGAAAAAAUGGAAAAGCACUCUUUGUUCAAUGUUAAUACUAAUGAAGCAUUUCCAACAUUUGGUGUGUGCAAAUGUUUAUCUCACUGUAAGUUUAGACCAUAAACAGUUAGUAGAUGAUAAAGAAAAUACAGCAGGCUACUCGGCUGCUAAAUACCUCUCACCAUUGCAGCCAAAACAGCAGCUGUAUCAAGUUUGUAAUUAAGGUGGCUCCAGACCCACCAACUGUUUUCUGUUUUGGGCCCUUAACGAUUUAAGCCUGAUUAUCCUUUCUUUCAUCCUUUAUUCUUAAUGCCGUGGUGCAUGAUUCAGCAGUAUUACUGUGAAGAUAAAUUAGAUCACUCUAAGGGUUAACUCCCAAGAUCUGAUUGUUGAUCCUCCCCUCUAGCUGGUCCUCAUUUUCUUGGGAAUUGGGCCAUGAGAAUUUGGUGUUAGAUCAAGAUAACAACUUAACCUGAUAAAUUUGAAUAUUCUUAUUACCUGCUUGCUGGAUAAUGUAUGGAUGUUAUAGGGAGAAGUUACUUGUUAAUCACUUCUCGGAGUUAAAGGGUGAACAAAGUGGCAGUGACAAAGUGCCAGUGAUCAGAAAUUAAGAGAAGGUUCCAAUUUUAUCGCAGGAGUUUGGUUGGAGCUGGUCUGAGUCAGUUUAAAUCACAGACUCUUAAGUUUAAACUGCCAUUCUUUGAGAGGUUUCGAAACACAGAAGACAGGUAAGCAGUGAUUUCAUCCUUCUCUAUCAAUAUAUUUUAUCCCAAGAAACCAUGGGAAUUUCAGGCAUAUAUUAAAUGAUUUUAUUUAUCAGUUCAGUCAAAGUUAGUCAACCAGAAGGCCUAACUAUCCUUAUAUUAAUCACAUCAAGCAUCUAAAAAUCUUCUCACUCCCCCAGGGAUACCAGUUAAUUGUGUGGGGGGUUCCCCUCCUUCACUUUCCCCUUAUUGCAGUUGAUUUCCCAAAUUUAGUUAAUUAGAGAACAUCAUCCAUUGCAGCUGUAAUAGCAUCAAGGAUCUAGAAAUCUUCUCACUCCUCCAGAAACCAGUCAGUUGCACAGGUUCCCUCCACUUCUGCGGUUGUUUUUUUUUUUCUUGGGAGUCUGCUUUUUACAGGCUUGAUCUUUGUGCAAUUUCUUAAAUCUCCUCCUGCAGGUGUAUUGAUAUUAUUCAUGUAUCAAAAUAUGGUUUAUUUACAAUCAUUUAUUCAUGAACAGAAUACGAUGGUUGAUAUUAUCUUGAACAGGCGUAACUUCAUCUCAGCUGGUGCUGCUGCAGGUGUGGCCUCAGCUUUUGGGGCUCCAGUUGGUGGCCUGCUGUUCUCCAUGGAAGAAGUGUCGUCUUUUUGGAACAUGAAAUUGUCAUGGCAGACUUUCUUUGCUUGCAUGGUAUCUACAUUCACCACUGUGAGUAAUAAUCUAAUGUACCUGUGUACUGUAGAAUUGAUGUCAUGAUCCCUUCCUUACUCGUGAGAUUUUUUAAGUCACCAAGACACAAACUGCAUAGGUGAUAAAACAUGUGAAUCUGAAAAUUUUGUUUUGUUUACUCAGUAACUCUCUUACAGUGCUAGGAAAUCUAAUUGCCAAUGUGCUAAUACAAUUACCAACUUAUUUCUAUGGCAGAAUGUGUUUUUUAGUUCUUGAUUGAUAUAAUGUAAUCAUGAAUUCUUGCUGUUUGUAGGACUUGUUUAAUUCAGCAUUUGAAGGCUUCAAGUAUCAAGGAGAUUUUGGCUUGUUUAAAGCAGAAAAGAACAUUUUGUUUCAAGUAAGUAUAGACCAGAGUCAUUCUGUAAGGAUGCUUCUUUUUGCCCAGUUGCUCUCAAGCCAGCUAUAAGCCAGUCAUAAGGACAAUGCUUGGCCCAAUAACAAUUAUAAUAAUAAUAAUGAUAAUAAUAAUUUAUUUAUAUAGUGCUAUUUCUAUUGCUAUCCAAUAGCACUUUACAAUGACUGAAACAAACAUAACGUGCUUGAAAAAUCCUAAAUGGCAGGAGGCAGACCAGUUGCCUAUUUACAUAGCACAGCCAAGGAGUUGAACUUGAGGGGACUAAGAACAAAUCCAGUGAAUGGCAGGGUGGAGGACUUGAACCCAGGCCCACCAGAUUACAAGUCCAGAGACCUAACCACUUAGCCAAGCCACCUCCCUAAUGUGUCCCUUCUUAGUUCCUCUAGGGCUGUGCUAAAACUUUGAAAUAUUUGAAACUGUUCCCAAGCUACUGUGAUAUCUUAUAUCUGUUUAGUUGGACAUGAUUUAUUAAACCUGCAUCAAUUUUGAAAAGGAGAUUAGAAUUAUGGUCUAGAAAUAUCAUGAAUCUCAGCCAUGUGGAUGAUACAGUGGUCUGACUGUGAGAACAUUUGAGUUGUGGUGGAGAGUUCUGGGCCCAAGACCUAACAACUGCUGUGUUCUUUUGCAAGACUCUCAAUAGUUACAGUGCUCCAUUCCACCCAGGAGUAUUUAAUGGGUACUGGUGAAGUGACAAUGAUCCCUGGACAGAAGGAGUGCCCCUAGUUUCUUUGCCAUAUGGAAAGCAGGAUGAAGUUCAGCAUCAUGUACCAUACUUCUUCAGUUAACAGAAUCUCACACUUCAGCGAUAGAUGAUUUUUUUUUCCUACACAAAUUGAUGUGGAUAACAAAUUAUAUGGUUUCUGGUGUGAACGUUUCAUCAAUCUUGUUUGUUUGUUUCUGUCAUUUCUGGCAGAUUAGUCAUGGAAUUGGAUUAAACAUCUUGGCUUUCAUACCAACUGUCAUUCUUGGAAUAAUGGGGGGUUUAUUAGGAGCUGUGUUCACUUUCCUCAAUUUAAAGGUACAUCAUCUUAAAGUUUUGCCUAUAAACAAUUAUUGUAUGAGGUUUUUGUGAUAUCCAGAACAAUCAAGGUCGAGGUAGGGGUUAUAAGCCCAAGGCUGAGGCUGAUAACGCUUACCAAGGCUUUGAUUAUUCUGGAUAUCACAAAAACCAAAUCUAAUAACUGUUUUACUGUACAUUGAAGGAAAGAGAAAUGGUCAUGACAGUAAGUGGAACUGAUAAUUAUUUUAUUUAUAAACGUGUAAAAAUAUACAAAUCAGCAUGCCACUCAAAGCGCGCGAACUUGACAUGAUUACCCCUUGAAAUCAUGCACUGCAGUCCUACAUAACAUAAUUGCCCGUCACCUUGAGUGACCUUCACAUGAUUAUUGUAUAAUAUGCAGCUAGAUGACGCCUCUGGCGCUGAUUUAAAAAAUUCACUGUACGCUUUCGGCCAAUCACAAAACAAUGUAGUGAGUUGAAUGUAUAAUAAUCGGAGAUAAUGGAUUUCUUGUUGUCUCAUUUCUUAGCUUCCAUUUAAUAGAUGAUUUCUUGUAAAUUUAUUUCCCUCUAGAUUGCACGCUUUAGAAGAUCAUGGAUUGCAAAGAUUAAUUCUAAACAAUGGAAAAACAUUGCCAAAGUGUCAGAGCCAGUGUUAAUCAUGGUAUGUUCAAAUAGGGUUCAUGUUGCUGUGCGUUUGUUCAGUAAUAGAUCACAGAUGACUUCAAAAUUUGGUAAGAUCUUUAAUUCCUAGUUUCUGUAAACUUCAUCGCCGGGCAAAGUAUAAAAACUGAUUUUCAUCAUAAACGGAUCUGAUAAAUAAUGGAAUUCUCAAAAUCAUUAGACCAGCCAGUUCUGACUGACAGUCAUAGCCGUCCUUUACAUUUCGGCGCAUGUCAGAGUUGUUUUUGGAUGAGCAGUCUGACAACUUUUUUUUCCUUAUUAACUUAAUUAAGGUAAAUAAUUAUAUUAUUACUUAAACUUGUUUCACAGUUUGGUGAUCACGCACAGGGUAUGUUUCCCAGAUUUGUAAAAUCGGCUUUAAAUUUAGAACCACCUUGUACAGACUGUUCGAGAAUAGAUCUCAUUUCAAGUGUAAAAAGUCAUUCCUGAACAGGAACAUGACCUGCCAAAUUCAGGUUAAGGAGGGUCGUCAUUCUCCAUUAAACUACUUUCCUUGACAAAACUAACCGGGAUCUUUUGUUUGACAGAUAAUCACUGGUACAGCGUCAGUUUUUCUUCCUGCGGCAUUUCCUUGUACGCCGUUCCAUUGUUCCUUUACAUCAAAAGGAUAUAGGUAUAACACUCAAUUUAUGUUCUUCGUAGUAUCUCUCAGUUAGCUUUGUGUAGAAAAAGUCAGUCCAAAAUAAAAGAGCCAUUGUUUUCAUUUUAUUUAUUUUCUUCAGUCGAAAGUGUUUGACAGACACCCAGCACCCUCUACACACAGAAAGAGAUGUAAGAAACUACACAUGUCCUGCUGGUAUGUCAGUAACGAUUAAUGGAACUCAGUUCACCAACUCUUCUUAUAAUGAAGGUAAGAAUCGUUGGAUAAAGCUGAGGUUUGUAUUUUGCGCUUCAGUCAGAUGACUUUACGAUGUAGCUUUUACGUCGCCAUAAAAGUUGCACAACGCUCGAACACAGUGCGAAACCUGCAUUCGUGUGAAAAAUUUGUCGCAUAGAAAGAUCUUGUAUUAACAAGCUCCUUGGGUGCCUUCAAGCUUUCAAGCGAAUUUCGCUCCCAAAAUAACUUAUUUUUGUGACGACGGUUGGUUUGAGAGCGCUUUUUGAAAGUGUGUCGUAAAACCAAAACCAAAUUAAUCACAACAGCCAUUUAGAAGAAAGGAUAAUAGCGGGGCUCGCAGAACGUAGCCCCACAAUGAUACAAAAUGGUAGUAGUAACCCAUCAAGCCGAAAAAAAUUGGACUCAUGACCGUACGGGCGUCCGUACAAGAUGCUACUUUUAACAUGCGUGAUUAACUGUGCCGCGGGCGCGCCAACGCCACGGCUUUGUCCAGUAGUCCAGUGGUCAGUGCACCGGGCUCCGAGUCGGACGACCCGGGUUCUAGUCCUGGCCGGGGCAAGGCGUUGUGCCCUUGAGACGUGAAAAAAUGCGAGCUCCGCAUUUAGGCUUGGCUAAAUCUACAUAUAACCUAAGAGCCAAUGAGAGCUCAAAGUAAAACAACCUAACUGCCUAAAGCGCGGGAAAACGCGCGCGAGCAAGUCGUGAUUGGUUGUAGUUUUGUAUCUGAUUGGUUAAGAGAGUGGCGCGCUUUUUCUAUACCGAUCACAGAGCGAAGUAAAAUAUAAAACCAAUGCAAGAACGGAUUAAUUUCGACACUAUUGAAAAUUGCACCAUUAGGUUUGAUUUGCUUCCAUUUCUAGGUUUGCUAUAAACAGUUGAUCUGUGAAUAGUUCUCUUCAUCUCUUUUACUUACUAUAUUGGUUUUUGUAAUUUAGUGGCUACGCUGUUAUUUUUGACGGGAGAAAAAGCCAUUCAUCAUUUGUUUUCCAGAGACACAGCUUACGAACUUGGAUAUGCGUACGUAUCUUCAUAUAAAUGAUUUCCUAUCCUUCUGCCCCUUAACGAAAACUGUGGGAAUCAAAAUGAAGACCACUUUAUUCCUGUGAAAUAGAAGGAAGAUAAACCGUUGAAAUCAAGGGGGAAAACGUUUUUACCACUCCUUCUAAACCCUGUCAGAAUGAUAUGAUCAGAAAACAGUUACAAGAUACUUAAUAAUUUCUUAUUCUGUUAGAAAUACCCCUCUCUAAGUAAGGAUUUUAAUAACACUUUGUUCAAAAAGACCCAAAAAGCUCUGUUUAUUGAAACUUCUAGUUGCAAAAUGUUAAUUAUCAUUGAAAAAAGAGGGAGAUAUUUGGAAGAGCGAAGAGACGACUGUCUUUUUUUUUCCCUCCUCAGGUCUCUCUGCUCUGUGUUGGUUAUUUAUUUUUUGCUCGCGUGUUGGUCGGCUGGCAGUGCCAUUUCAAGUGGUUUAGUGGUGCCAAUGUUGUAAGUAUACAUAUCAUUAAUACUUAAGACUACAGCGUAUGUGGAUUGAGUGCGGUUAUACUAAAACCAAAGUGACCAUACUGGCCAAUUAAAACAACAGAAAAUAUCUUGAGAAGCCAACGAAAGCUCAAUAAAAAGAACAAGGCAAUUGACUGAAGAGCGGGAAAAUGCCAGAUACUUAGUCGUGGUCUUAGGUUUUAAUUUGAUUGGCUGAGAGGGUGGUGGACUUUUUUUCAAGACCAACACUCAAAUCACUUAGUAAAUUAAAGAAAACUAACUGUUCCCAGAACAGUACUGUUUUCCAGACUAUUUUGUCAGCAUAGUGGAGACGAAAACUUGGCGCUAAAGGACAACAUUGGGCUAGAAGACGCACAGGGUCUCUUCCCUGGGAUUUUUUUUCUCCUCCAGUUUCCCUGUGGGUCCCUCUUGUAUGUUAAUUUACAGAAAAGAAUCAUAGAGAAAGAAUGUGAAUAAAGAGAGAAAAUGAAAUUGAAUGUCUUGUCCGUCAGGUUCAUAGGUGGAACAUACGGCCGUAUUAUUGGAAGAGCUAUGGUGGAUUUAUUCGGUUUCCACUCUACAGGUGGGUCAGUACAAGAAACCAAAGUCAUCUUUUAGCAUCUUGAACCGCACAACUGUGGGUAUUCAUUUAUCACUGGUUACUAUAGUUCAUACGAACCUAGUGCAAAGUUCAACUUACCCACCAGUUCUCUGUUGUUCCGUGGUAGACAAUCCCAGAAAGAGAAAUACAAACGUCUGAGGUUCUAUUCCUCUCUGGCGAUUCGGAUUUUCCUUCGACUCAAACUCGUGAGAAAAUGUAUUAAAUGUUCCUUCAAUGCUUCAGUAUUUUGACACUUACUGAAGGAAAAAUAUCUUCUCAAAAUUUUUAUUGAAGCCUGUUUCUCAAAGGAGGGCAUCUGCUUGCGUCCACAGCCCCUUUUCGUGGCUACACCGUUCGUAUUUUUUAAACUUUUGGGGAUAUUUCAUUUUAGGUUACUGGGCUUGGAUGGACCCAGGAGCUUUUGCUCUCAUUGGAGCGGCGUCAUUUUUCGGUGGUGUAUCAAGACUGACCAUGUCCUUAACAGUGAUUAUGGUGAGUGUGUGAUAUUAGUCGCAGGAAGUAUAUCUAGCGUACGGGGGAGCCAUCAAUCUGGGUUAAUACCGGUUUAUAUUAGAGAUCUCUAGGGUUGAGUUUCGUGAAAUAUCGCAUAUCCCUUGUAGUCAUAUGUAAUUUGUGUGAUACUUGUUUACUCCCUACUUUUCCUUCUUUCUCAGAUGGAGAUCACAAAUGACAUUCAGUUUUUGUUACCGAUCAUGGUCGCCAUCAUGGUAGCUAAGUGGGUAGGAGAUUUUGCUACUCAUCCGUUGUACCAUGCUCUGCUGGAGUUGAAGUGUAUUCCCUUUCUUGACUCUGAGCCUGUUAUUCUUCACGAGGGAUCCAAAGCGUGAGUGGCAAAUAUUUAAACGCAAUUUUCAGUUGCAUCGAAAGUAAUCCCGAAAAGCAUUGGUCUUGCGAUAACAUGCUCUGUGAUUGGUUCAAAAAAACGCUUACCACUCUUUCAACUAAUAAAAUGUUAUCAGCGCAUUUCCGCGCUUUGGCAAGUGGCGAGAAAGCGCGGGAAAGGCCCAAAGUAACGGCCUUUUAACUGUUUUAUUUCUUCUUCUCUUUGGCUCCGUGUGAAACUUUCUCUUGUUCCUUUUGGAGCUGUGAUCAGAGUGUUUUGGUUUAACGACACUCAAGUGAGGAGCACUCUGCAUCGUGUUUCGAACAAAGGAAAUAUCACUCGGAGGCCAUAGUAAAUUCAAAUUAGGAACGCGCAAACUAUCCGAAGCUCGGGAAAAUGUGAGAUAAUAGGUCUUGAUUAACUUUGGUCUUUGCAUCUGAUUGGUCGAAAGAGAAGUGCGAGUUUUCUAGACCAAUCAGAGAGAAAACUGACGUAAAACCAAUGCAAUGCGUGAUUACUUUUGGUGUCUUUAAAGUUUGUUCUUGUUUAACACUCAGUUCAGACCUCUUGUACAACGUCUGCGUAUGCAUUUACACUUUAUGGUAAGCGGUUGAUCCUGUAGGCGUAUGCAGAGGUAUAUAUGACAACGAGCAUAUUACGCCUUAGCAAAUAAAGUCAUGUAACCGGCCUGAAAUAAGGAAAAUGCGAUUGGCCAAGGCACGAUUAGUUUUGAGUCUUUUGGCACGUUUUCUAGAACAAUCACAGAGUGUAAUGGAGCCACGCCAGGACAUUCCUAGAUUGUUCACAAUCUUAUUUAUUUAUAAAAUACACCUUAUCAACAUUUGCUUCUUGUUUUUAGGAUUAACUUAGAGUUGUUUUGAGCUGGCGAUGCCAUGUCCUCUCCUGCAAUAGUAAGUAGAUUGAUGUAUACCGUUUGGAAUGUCGCAAAAGACGAAGUGAUCUUUACAGGUUAAUUGUAAUCAAAGUUUCGACAGAAAGUAGAAUAUAAAAAAAAAAAAUAAAUAGGCUUUGGUGAGGUUCGAACCGGUGCCUCUCAGACAUCUUUUGGGUGUUUCUAAAAACUUUGCAACGAGGACCGACUCGUUUUGGAAGCGAGGCAAAUAUUCCGCGCUUUUCCUUCAUACAGGUGUCCGAUUACAGCCAACUGUCCGAUUACACUGUCCGAUCACAACUCUACAGAAUGAUUAGUGAAAAAUAAAGCACCCUAACUCUAAGCAAUUACUACAGCGCCAAUCACAUUUGAGGAAAUUGUAAUGGUUAUGAUCAAUUUGGGUAGAGUGCGGCUUGUUUGUCAGGUCUUAACCUUAGGGACCGUGGCAGUUAUCUUCUUGAACCUGAGCGGACGGUCCUUCCAUAUCCUGACGCCUUUUUUCUCUCGUGUAUAUAAGGUUGUGCACAAAGUGGAAUCUGUGUCUCGCCUUACUCAUUUGUUGUUUGACACACCUCAUGGUGGGUAUCCUGUGGUCACUAAGACAGACGCAGACUAUGAGGUGUUCUCUGGACUGAUAUCCAG
This is a messenger RNA of Pocillopora meandrina, 12525 nucleotides long. The record is from the annotation of a GenBank genome assembly. NCBI's taxonomy places the organism in Eukaryota, Metazoa, Cnidaria, Anthozoa, Scleractinia, Pocilloporidae.